This is a messenger RNA of Pestalotiopsis fici W106-1, 1104 nucleotides long. RefSeq lists its product as uncharacterized. Bases 1 to 1104 code for a protein of 367 amino acids. The record is from RefSeq and is a predicted model, not a curated record. NCBI's taxonomy places the organism in Eukaryota, Fungi, Ascomycota, Sordariomycetes, Amphisphaeriales, Sporocadaceae. The transcript is spliced from 2 exons.
AUGCACGACGGUGUUCAUCCGACCGGCUUCCUCGACAAGCGCUCGCGCCGCGCUUGGAAUGGCCUUCUCGUCAUCAUUGGCAUCAUCUUUGUGACCUUGCUUGUCAUGGCCGGCGCAAUGGUCCAUGAGAUCAUCGAAUUCCAGGAAAAGACUCCCGAGGAUAUCAACAACCAGGAACAAGCCAACACCUGGAUGAUUUACAAGCGAGCUGCCGCUGCCGUCGACGAUGGCCAUCAUCCCAACGCCGUCCUCACGCUGGUCCCGACCCUUGAGACCGUCGACUCGACCCCUGGACAUGAAACCAACGCCAUGUCGGUCAUGAUUGAAACCCUCAUCACCAUUGUCACCCAGACUGUUUAUCCCAACUCCCAUACCUCUACCACCCCGACUCCCAAGCACCCCUUCGGCUCGACCUCGGAUGCUGCUUCGAGCACCACUGGGUCCCCCAAGGAGCAUCCGUCCGAGGCUACCGCUGCCACUUCAGGCACUAUUUCGACUGAUGCCGUGGUCAAGACUGGUCUGAUGUGGUGCGCAGACGGGCAGCGCCUCAAUGACGUCUACACGCCCUGCACCUAUGUCUACACGGAGCCUCCGUCUCCCAACGGCCAGGCCCAGGCCACCGGCGCCGCCAUGCAGAGCACUCCCGUCGCCUCCUCUGCUGCCGGGCGCAAGCGUCCCUUGAGCUUGGUGCGGAUCUGUCUGGACAUCGCUCAAUGGUCUAUUGACAAUUUCCCCGGAUGGCAUCCCGCCAUUGACCACUAUGCCAGCACCCACUCCCCGCAUAUCAAUACCUUUGAAGACAAGCUCCGAAAGGCAUUCAACAGACGUGUACGUCAAGACUCUCAGUACCGGCAGGCCGAAGCCAAAAUGCAGCACUGCGUCGUCGCGGCCAUGAAGAUAUGGACGGAGGCUGCCGUGCACAGCGCCAAGCUGCCGAUCAAGGGCGAUACCUCUGCCUGCGAUGAAGAAUUGAAGAUCGAGAUGGCUGCCCUCGAAGAGCAGAUCCUCGAGUUGAACCGCCAGCUGGAUACGUCCAAAGACGAUCUCGACAAGUGCCAGAGAGCCUUUCCCCACCACGAGGGUACCAAUAUUCUACUCAUAUAA